GCCUUAUCCAGUUCUACCCGGAGCCGAGGCCACCGCGAGUGUUACUUUCGAGUCGGGUCGAGUUCUUCGAGUCCUUCGUUAACGCAAUUCUUAACACACCGCUUCUUCGUUUCUACACGACAUCACGAUAAAAUGGCAUCAGGAGUAACCGUGGCGGACGUAUGUAAGACGACGUACGAAGAAAUAAAGAAGGACAAAAAGCACCGAUACGUGAUCUUUUACAUUAAAGAUGAAAAACAGAUUGACGUUGAAGUAAUUGGACCUCGUGACGCGGCCUACGAUGCUUUUCUCGAAGACUUGCAGAAGGGCGGAAGUGGAGAAUGCCGUUAUGGUCUUUUCGACUUUGAAUAUACCCAUCAGUGUCAGGGUACUUCCGAAGCUUCCAAAAAACAAAAACUUUUCUUGAUGUCGUGGUGUCCUGACACGGCCAAAGUUAAGAAGAAGAUGUUGUAUUCUAGUUCGUUUGAUGCCUUGAAGAAAUCAUUAGUAGGGGUGCAAAAGUACAUACAGGCGACAGACCUUUCGGAGGCCUCGGAGGAAGCUGUCGAAGAGAAGCUUCGAGCCACCGAUAGGAAUUAGGAGUUUAAUCCAGCGAAUCCAAAACAAUUGCUAUUAUUGAGAGAAAUCAUCAAGCGAUAAGAAAAACACAACAAUCUCCUUUCCCUUAAAAAAAAAAAAAAAUAAAAUAUCAAGCAUAAAUAAAAAAAUAAAAAAAAAAGUCUACACCACUACCAUCAGCAGAAUCAACUAGCAGCAGCAGCAGCAACAACAACAGCAACAUCAACAGUGCUAUUUACUGUCCUAUAUUCGUCGUAGAAUCGAAGAUUCACGUUUUUACAGAUUUUUUCACUUUUUAAAAGUGACGCCCCCCAAAUGUGUGUCGCGUCGCGAGAAAUGUUUGCGCUAAAACACGUACUGCUUUGCUACGUGUGGUAUUUUAGUCAUCAAGUGAAAUAUAUAGAGCGUAAAUAUUAUUUAAAUACAUAAAACGAGAAUCGAAAUUCAUAAUGCGAAUUAAAAUAAU
This is a messenger RNA of Polistes dominula (European paper wasp), 1024 nucleotides long. It is a transcript of the gene tsr, whose product is annotated as Cofilin/actin-depolymerizing factor homolog tsr. Gene Ontology annotation, biological process: actin filament depolymerization. Gene Ontology annotation, molecular function: actin binding. Gene Ontology annotation, cellular component: actin cytoskeleton. The record is from RefSeq and is a predicted model, not a curated record. NCBI's taxonomy places the organism in Eukaryota, Metazoa, Arthropoda, Insecta, Hymenoptera, Vespidae.